AUGGAAACAGGAAAUGAAACAGGAAUUCUAGAAUUUCUUCUUCUGGGAUUUUCAGAGGAACCAGAUUUGCAGCCCUUUCUCUUUGGUCUCUUUUUAUCCAUGUACCUGGUCACCAUCUGUGGGAAUCUACUCAUCAUCAUGGUCACCAUCACUGACUCCCACCUCCACACACCCAUGUACUUCUUCCUCUCAAACCUGUCCUUUGGUGACAUAAGUUUAUCCUCUACAACUGUCCCAAAGAUGCUGGUGAAUAUCCAGAUGCAGAGCAGAGUCAUAACCUAUUGGGGUUGUCUCACUCAGAUGUAUUGUUUCUUACUGUUUUUAGGGUUGGAUGACAUCCUCCUGACAGUAAUGGCCUAUGACCGCUUUGUGGCUAUCUGUCACCCCCUGCACUACACGGUCAUCAUGAACCCCCGGCUCUGUGUCCUGCUGCUUCUGGGGUCAUGGUUUAUAAGUGUCCUGUAUGCUUGUUUACAAAGUUCACUUGCAUUGCAGCUGUCCUUUUGUGUACACUUGGCCAUCCCCCACAUCUUCUGUGAAUAUAAUCAGAUGGUUCAACUUGCCUGUUCUGACACCUUCCUUAAUGACGUAGUGAUGUAUAUUGCAGCUGGGCUUCUGGGUGGAUGUCCAUUCAUUGGCAUCAUUUUCUCAUAUUCUAAGAUUGUUUCUUCAAUUUGUGAAAUCUCCUCAGCUCAGGGGAAGUGUAAAGCAUUUUCCACCUGUGCAUCUCACCUCACCGUUGUCUCCUUAUUUUACUGUACUAGUCUAGGUGUGUAUAUGAGUUCUUUUGCUACACAUAAUGCACAUGCAAGUGCACCAGCCUCAGUGAUGUAUGCUGUGUUGAUACCCAUGCUGAACCCUUUCAUCUACAGUUUGAGGAAUAAAGACAUAAAGGAGGCUCUGAAAAGAUUCCUUUGUGGAAAGCCAUAA
Molecule: messenger RNA, 930 nt
Organism: Choloepus didactylus (southern two-toed sloth)
Lineage: Eukaryota; Metazoa; Chordata; Mammalia; Pilosa; Megalonychidae
Product: olfactory receptor 7A17-like
Exons: 1
Coding region: 1-930 (309 amino acids)
Biological process (GO): G protein-coupled receptor signaling pathway
Cellular component (GO): membrane
Molecular function (GO): olfactory receptor activity; G protein-coupled receptor activity
Source: RefSeq, a predicted model, not a curated record